Messenger RNA from Pygocentrus nattereri (red-bellied piranha), 6162 nucleotides. Its product is annotated as arf-GAP with GTPase, ANK repeat and PH domain-containing protein 1. Gene Ontology annotation, molecular function: GTPase activator activity; protein binding; GTPase activity. The transcript is spliced from 20 exons. Bases 1156 to 4719 code for a protein of 1187 amino acids. The record is from RefSeq and is a predicted model, not a curated record. Lineage: Eukaryota; Metazoa; Chordata; Actinopteri; Characiformes; Serrasalmidae. Gene Ontology annotation, cellular component: nucleus.
AAUGUAUUCCCUCUCUCUCACUCUCUCUGUCGCUGUAUGUGUGCAUGCCUGUUUCUCUCCCCUCCCUCCACAGCAAAAUUUGACUUGCUAAUUGCCUGAGAUAUGGUAGAGAGAGGGUAGAGAGUGAGUGAAAAGGAGGGAGAGAGAGAGAGAGAGAGAGGAUGCAGCAGUAAAAGAUGAUGGGCUUUCUACGGUUUGCAGAAAGGCUCGGCUUGUUCUCCCUUACCAGGAUGAGAGCGUAUGAACAGGUUCUCUCUUCUUCCUUCGGCAGCCACGCUGCAUCAGCUAUGGAUUUCCUGUGAUGCCUGCGCUUGUAGCCAGCCACGUUUUUCAGUAACCUUUUUUUCCUCUCCUCGUCAUCUCAUUCAGACCGUCUCUCCGCUCUGAACUGGGUUGGCUCUCAUUGUCCUCUAACCGCAGCUCGCUUAUGAGCACAGAAUGUGGAUUACACGACACUGUGACUUGCCAACCUCUCAUCUGAGCAAACAUUGCAAUGCAACGAAACAUUGAUCCGGAGGAAUUUUGAAGCUCACUGGGGAAAUUAAACAGGUGGAGUGGAGACACAUGGCAGGGGCUCUUCUGAGACUAACUGUUGUGAAUGGACUGCAAGGGAUUUUCUUUUACUUGUACCGUAGGUUGCAUAAUACCAGAGUCUAGACCAUACCCUAACCUCCUGUCUGCAAAUCCCAGACAGUGAGCACCGCUUCCACAGAUCCAAAAAGGAUGGAGGGAUGGAGUGCAAGCCAUCUGCGAGAUGGGAAAGAGAUGGGGAGAAGCAUCUGUGAAUGAAUGGAAGCCGAAAACGGAUACAACGCCUCGUGAUUACAUACCCUACCAUUUGGAUUGAGCCUCCUUUGUUGGGUCUGGAGAUUGAUGGCACUUCUUUCUGUUUCGCUCCUGUGCUUGCAGUUCCCUCCCGGUCAUUUCCAUUUCUAACACACUCUUUGAAUUGUCCUACAUAUUUUCAGGUUCUUCAUGCUAAAGAAUGACUACAGGAAACAUUGAGCAAUCUAUGCAUGUCAAUCUUUUUUUAAUUGUUUGACAUCUGAUGGCCUAUUCAAGUUCUACCUUGGGCCCUCAGGUCUAGCUGUUUCGUCUGUCAGUCCAAUAGAGCCACCUUUCUCUAAAGGGCUCCGAGAUUCCACUGCUACCCACAUGAGCCACUCAGGAACCUUGCAGCGACGAACCACCUACCUCAUCUCCCUCACUCUGGUCAAGGUCGAGGCCAUAGGGACAGAUGAAGGGGCCGAGCCAACAAAACCACAGACUCCAGCCCUUGUCCAGGGUCCAGAACAUGGAGAACAAACACAGACGCAACCAACGGAGGAGGAAAAAGUAGAAGAGGUAAACAAGACUCCAGAAAAUGAGGUGGAAAAUGUAUCUUCUGAGAUCGAGGAGCAGAAGGUUGAGGUUAGGGGAUGGAAGCCUACUAAUGAGAGGAGACAAGAGAGCAACAAUGCAUGUCCAGUCAGAGCACCUCCACCAAAGCCUAAGGUGGUCGGUAAAUACAAGGGCAGGGAACUUCACAAAGAGGUCAGGAGUGCUGGAGUUUCUCCUGAUGGUGAGGAAACAUCUAGAAUGGAAGCAUCUUACAAGGCAGACCUUUACACCCCAACAUCAGAAAAAGCCUCAGAUGUUGAGGUGUCGAACGGGACUUCAGUCCGUUCUAGCCUUCCAGUACGUCUCAACCAGCGUCCUGAGGCCCUGCUGAGAUCCCACGCUGUGGUUACAAUGAAUCGGCGUGAGCUCAAGGAGACCAGCAAGACCAUCUCCUCCUCAGCCAAAAGCCUGGACUACAAGGCCAGAGAGCACUCACCUCCGGUGACCAUCACCAUGACGAUGGGGCCCUAUCGAGCUUCUUGGUCAGAGAGCGAGGGGAGAGGCAUGUACCAGCGUUUCGGCAUUGAGCCUUUAAUGGUAGCGGAAGAAGGGUUCACAGGACCUGGACUCACGCGGGACAGUCCUCGAGUGGAGAAGCUUAAAACAAUAUCGACAUCACUUCCGGCUCCCGCCGUACGGCCGCCGACAAAACCACAGCGGAAGGGCAAGAGCCGUACACUGGACAAUAGUGACCUGCAUCUGCUCUCAGAGGACCUGAAGAAGGGAAAGGAGCAGCGUGCUUCUACCCAGGCCUCGGGGAAAGACCGAAAAAUGCUGAAGUUCAUCAGCGGCAUUUUCACCAAGAGCACCCAGUCCCCUGCAACCACCCCAGCCACUCCAGCAACUCCGAUCCCACUUCACAGCCCCAUGCAGCGAGGGUCCAGUGAGGAAGAAGCAUGUGCUGCGAGUCAAGAAUGGAUGUUAAGUCGUGCCAUCCAGGAUCUCCGGCUGGGGAUCCUUGGGGGACUGCUCAGUGGAAAAUCAGCCCUGGUUCAUCGCUACAUGACGGGCAGCUAUCUGCCUCUCGAGAGUCCUGAGGGAGGCAGGUUUAAAAAGGAAGUACUGGUUGAUGGACAGAGUCACCUCUUACUGAUGAGAGAGGAACCUGGCCUUCCAGACGCAGAGUUCUGCAGCUGGGUGGAUGGAGUGAUACUGGUGUUCAGUCUGGAGAAUGAGAGCAGCUUUUUGGAAGUCUACAACAUCUACAGGCAGCUGAGCCUUCACCGCAACAUUGCAGAAAUCCCCUUCAUCGUGGUUGGCACUCAGGAUAAAAUAACCAGCACUAAUCCUCGUGUGAUCGAUGAUGCUCGAGCGAGGCAGCUGUGCACAGAUGUCCAUCGCUGCACCUACUAUGAGACGUGCGCCACCUACGGGCUGAACGUUAACCGGGUCUUCACAGAGGCUGCUCAGAAGAUCGUCACAAUGAAGAGGCAGCUGGCUCUGUAUGCUUCCUGUAAAUCUCUCCCAAACUCUCCCAGUCACUCUGGAGGAUCCACUCCACUAUCAGGAGCUUAUCCAGGACAGGCCAGUAAUGGUGGUCAGAGUAGUGAUUACUCCUCCUCUCUGCCCUCCACUCCAGUAAUCAGUCAUAAAGACAUCAGUGGGACAUCUGGGGGAGAGAAGCUGGGCAGUGCCACCCCCGUAUCGCUGCGCAGCCAUGGCCGAACUGCCCGAUUCACAGCACGUCGAGGCAGUGACUCAGAGAGGAGGAGCGUUGACAGCAAAGGAGAUUUUGGAAUCGGCCGUGCGAUCCCAAUCAAACAGAGCAUCCUCCUGAAACGCAGUGGGAGCUCCCUUAAACAGGAGUGGAAGAAGAAAUAUGUGACUCUAUCAAACAAUGGAAUGCUGUCUUACCACUCCAAUGUCAGCGAUUACAUGCAGAAUGUUCAUGGGAAGGAGAUAGACCUUCUGAGGGUAACGGUUAAGGUUCCAGGGAAACGUCCCCCCAGAGCGGCACCAUCAACUGGACCCCUGCCUGGACUGAAUGGAUUAGUCCAAGACGUAGCAGGACUUGAAGGAAGUGGUUCAGCUGCCGGCUUCCCGAGUGGACUCAUAACUGUGGACGAGGGAGCCGGAGUCAUGAGCCCUGCGGGUCACCGAGAGGUGCAGCGAGCACCGUUCACCCUCUCUAGCAAAGUUCAGAGUAUUGAGAUUGAGGGAGUGUUGAGCCCCCCACUGAUAAAAGACCCCAGUACAUCUCCAGUGACUGACCGGAAGAAGCAUCGGAGGAAGAAGAGUAUGAAUCAGAGAGCGGACACGACCAUCGGUCAAGCUGAAGCUAAGCGCAAAAUGUGGAAACUGAAAAGCUUCGGUAGCUUAAGAAACAUUAACAAGACAGAUGAUGAGAACUGCGAGUUCCUGAUUGUGUCCAGCACCGGACAGACAUGGCACUUUGAGGCUCAGAGUCAGGAGGAGCGGGAUUCCUGGGUACAAGCCAUCGAGAGCCAGAUCCUGGCUUGCCUGCAGUCCUGCGAGAGCAGCAGGAACAAGGCGAGAAGGAACAGCCAGAGUGAAGCAGUGGCUAUUCAGGCCAUUCGUAAUGCUAAAGGGAACAGCUUCUGUGUGGAUUGUGACGCCCCCAAUCCAACAUGGGCCAGUCUAAACCUGGGUGCACUGAUCUGCAUCGAGUGCUCAGGUAUCCACAGGAAUCUGGGCACUCAUCUGUCCCGCGUGCGCUCCCUCGACUUGGACGACUGGCCCUACGAGCUCACCCUGGUGCUCAUCGCUAUUGGUAACCACACAGCCAACAGCAUCUGGGAGAGUCGAACCAGAGGCCGUCAUAAACCCCGUCCUGAUGCCACGCGUGAGGAACGCGAGUCAUGGAUUCGGGCCAAAUAUGAGCAGAAGCUGUUUUUGGCUCCACUCUCCUCUCUGAGUGACAGCUUAGACGGAUCCCUGUCUGCUCGCCUCUAUAAAGCUGUGAUGGACAGAGACCUCCCCAAACUCCUCUUCCUGCUGGCACACAGCACUAAAGAAGAAAUCAACACCCCGUCUUCCUACAUGAUGCGAUACGGCAAUGGAGCGGUCCAUGAAUCAUUUUCUCCCCUGCAUGCCGCCUGCCAGCUGGGAGAUGUUGUCAUGACUCAGCUGCUGAUCUGGUACGGUAGUGAUGUGAGGAGCAGGGACGCUCUGGGUCAGACAGCUGUCGCCCUGGCACGCCGUGCUGGGAGUCAGGUUUGCGUAGACAUUCUGCUGCAGCAUGGCUGCCCUGCUGAAAUCAGCCCCACCACCUCCACCCCCCCGACCACGUCCCCAUCCGGGGCCGCCAGCCCAAGCCUGUCCCGCAACAGCAGCUCUGCCAGCCUCAGCCGACCCAGCUCCAAAAGAGCCAUGUCAUAACACUGGAGCCUGAGGUCUGAGGUAGAAGGUAAGGAAUUGGAGGUACCAUCAUUCUAUGUAUGGCUCUUAUGGAUGGAUCAGUGCAACCGCUGGAUUGCCACCCAUAUGUACUGCAACACUUCAGGACAUCACCAGACUUUUCAUUUAUUUCAGUAGAAGGGCUCAAACCUCAUCGCAUCACAAAAACUCAAAGCAGGAGAGUAAAAGGUAAAACUGCUUCUACUGAUGAGUCCUUCUCCAAGAUCAUUCCAAUCAACUACAUUAAUAGUCCAAAGACGUGUAGACACCUGUUCCUCCAGUAUUUCUUAAUAUAAGAAUAUAAGUAUUUCUUCUAUUAAUAGUGAGUUUGCCUCUCUUUACUGCAGUACCAGGCUCUACUCUUCUGGGAAGACUUUAAGCUAGAUAUUGGAACAUUCCUGUGACAAAUUAAUUAAGCGUUUGUGAGGUCAGGUACUGUUGUUGGAUGGUCAGUUCUGAAUCACUCCAAUGCAUCCCAAAGGUAUUGGAUGGAGCUCCAUCACUCCAGAGAACACAGUCCCGCUGCUCCACAGCCCAAUGCCAGGGGGCUUUAUCCUCUAGCCCAUGCUUGGCAUUGGACAUGGAGACCUUAGGACCAUGUGUAGCUGCUUUUCUAUAAUGAUUAUUAUACACGCUGUGUGAACACCUGCAUCAGCAAUGUUUGCAGCUGAAUUUGAAGAGUGUCUGGAUACAUUUGGUCUUUAUUUAGACCUAAUGCCUAAAAGUGUCCAAAGGAAAAACACUUUUAGGUACAACCUUCCAGAACGAGGUCAUCCCACCCUGAAAUAGAACAACAAAGCAACUUCAGGUCCUCCAUAUUGUGGUCCUGACUGACAAACUCAUGUGCAUGUGUGAGUUGGAGGUCUAGAGAGUCUUCUGAUUGUUUCCUGCUUGCAGCCUUUCUGAACAAGAAAGAAAGAAUCCUGCAGUUCCUCUCAUUUUCCAUCAAUGUAGACUUGACAUUCAUAAUAUGAAUAAAAGUCUAAGAGCUCAGAUUCAGAGGCCUGCAAUAACUGGAAGACUUUCUUUGGGAGGAAGACAAAUUCAGGAUAAACCUCUUAACAUCUCACAGACCAAGAAAGCUGAGGUUUGGUUUCGUAUUCACCAGCUUCUUUUUCAGUUUUUUCAUUCCACCUUAAAUAUAAUAUUAGUAUCUUUUCCGCUGUAGGGCUGCAUGGUUCUGAGGGCCGAGAAUAAAUAUUCCAGUUUCCUUAAUACAGCUUACCCAUCCUCAGGGCUGCAGAACCUUUUGGACUUGACAGAACUAUUCACUGGUUCUACAUUACCGUCACUUUUGUGCGCUUCAUCCUGAAUUAUUUUAAAAACGAAAAAAAAAAAAGUUCAUGAUUUUCAGUCCGUCAACUAAUUAAUGUCAAAACAUCAAUCUAACAAGAAUUGCAGAAUGUGGUGCUAGCUAGCAGAGAU